CUCUUUAAACGGUCUUUUUGUACAUUCUUUUGCUAGGAAAUGGGAUCAAUGGCGAAAGUUCCCGCCAAGCGUACUCGCGAUCAAUUUCAAGACUUCGAAGGGCUAUUGAAUAACUUACAGGAUUGGGAAUCAUCGUUCAAGGACACAGACAACAAAUUGAAAUCACAAUCAGUUGGCAAGAACAAGUUGGAUCUUCCAGCUCAGAGACAUAGCAUGAAUAGUGCUAGUCAACAUUCUAAUGGCACUGGAGUUAAUGUGAAACAACCAGUGGUAGAAGUAUGGCUUCUGAUAAUUUAGGUUCUGGCAGACAAUAUGAUUAUUUGAAAGGCUACGACGCAAUCCUUCAUUCAUCAGGUGGUUUAACGGUGGAAGAAUCUGUGGAUGCCAAUUCAGAAAACGAGUUGGGUAAUGAGUUUUUCAAGCAGAAGAAAUUUGAUGAAGCAAUAGCCUGCUACUCCCAAAGCAUUGCUUUCUCACCAACUGCAGUAGCUUAUGCAAACAGGGCUAUGGCUUAUAUCAAAAUCAGGAGAUUCCAGGAGGCUGAGAAUGAUUGUACGGAGGCCUUAAAUUUAGAUGACUGCUACAUAAAGGCAUAUUCUCGUUGAGCAACAGCUAGAAAAGAACUUGGGAAACUGAAAGAAUCCAUUGAUGAUGCUGCAUUCGCUUUGAGAUUGGAGCCACACAACCAAGAGAUCAAGAAGCAGCAUGUGGAAGUCAAAUCUUUGUUGGAGAAGGAGAUAAUUAAGAAGACUUCUAGAGCAGCGGCAGACUCUUCAUGGGGAGUACAGAGAGCGGGAGAGUUGAAGGUGGACAAGAGCAAAUCUAUUCACGAAGUCGAAUCUGUCUCGACAACUUCUCCUGCUGGAGGAGUGGAUGACAUGGAUAAUUCCCAGGAUAGAGAACAACCUUCAAAGACAUCUCUGGAAGUCGAAAGCAGUAGUUUGAGAACCCUCGGAUCUGAUGCGGGCACUGGUUUGGGGACUGUAAAGAGUAAACACAAAUAUGGAAAGCAAGAACUGAAGGCAUCCGUGCAAGAGCUUGCUGCCAGAGCUGCUAAUCUCGCCAAGGCAAGCUGCAAAACAUAUUGCCGUGGCAGAUUCAGCUUAUCAGUUUGAGGUUUCUUAGCGGGGACUUUUGGGUGACCGUAAUCUACAGGCUCGCUUAUUGAAGGGCAGAUAUGGAUUUAGGUGUAAAAUACUUGGAGAAGUUAACCAAGGUCCCCAGAUUUGACAUUGUCAUCAUGUGCCUUUCACCAUCGGAUAAGGCUGAUCUUCAUAAGAUGUGGGACGAAGUAUUCAGCAAGGGAAAUCUAGACUGCAGAGAAUCUUGGUAAUCUGCGCUCGAAGUUUGGUGUAAAACAAUGAUGGGAAUUGUGCUUUGGAUGACUGAUUUCAUUCCAAGUUUUGGUCAAUUUCUUUGAGGCAAAUCUCUUAAGCGUUCGAGCUGGAAAACAAGUUAUCGUCGCUUAAAGUACCUUGUUACUUGCAGAUGUAUGAUAAAACUACUUGAACUUCUUUGGUGCAGAAAUCACGAGGCUGGUACAUUUUGAUGCACACUUAGAUUUCAUUUUAAAUUGAUCUAUGCGUCAUUGUUGUAAAUGUCUUAUUUCUACAUUUUUUCUGAAUUUGUCUAAUGGGAACUUCUUUUCUCGGGCUGAA
This is a messenger RNA of Olea europaea var. sylvestris, 1658 nucleotides long. Its product is annotated as RNA polymerase II-associated protein 3-like. Lineage: Eukaryota; Viridiplantae; Streptophyta; Magnoliopsida; Lamiales; Oleaceae. The record is from RefSeq and is a predicted model, not a curated record. The transcript is spliced from 11 exons. Gene Ontology annotation, molecular function: protein binding.